Molecule: messenger RNA, 1368 nt
Organism: Geodia barretti
Lineage: Eukaryota; Metazoa; Porifera; Demospongiae; Tetractinellida; Geodiidae
Source: the annotation of a GenBank genome assembly
AUGGCAUUCCAGAUGAACGAGCAAGAGAAAAUCCUUAUCGUUGAUGAUGAACCUGAUACCAUCCUGAUCUUACAGGAUCGGCUCGAAAUGGAUGGCUAUGAGGUUGUAACUGCUACCGAUGGGUGCGAUGCCCUUGAGUUAAUCGAUCAGGAUCUGCCGGACCUAGUACUCUUAGAUAUCCAAAUGCCGCGCUUGGAUGGAAUCGAAACGCUUACACACAUCCACGAAAAGUACCCCGGUAUACUUGUGCUCAUGUUGACAGCACACGGCACAAUCCAGCGUGCUGUCGAAGCGACGAAGCAGGGGGCAUACGAUUUCUUGGAAAAACCCUUUCAACCAGAACAUAUUACACAAAAGGUUGAUCAGGCAUUAGAACACCAACGCACCGUUGAACACAGUACUAGGGACGAACUCCUCCACAGCUACGAGGAAAUCGUAGGGGAAAGUCCUCCCAUCCUCGAAGUCUUAAAGAUCGUCGAAAAGGUUGCGGAUACAAACUCUACCGUGUUGGUCCAAGGGGAGAGCGGUACAGGGAAGGAGUUAGUUGCUCGUGCGCUUCACCAAAAUAGUUCGCGCAGAGAAAAAGAGAUGGUCGUUGUCAAUUGUGCUGCUAUUCCAGAUCAUCUUCUAGAGAGCGAACUAUUCGGACAUGAACGUGGUGCGUUUACUGGUGCAACUUACCAAAAGAUUGGGAAAUUUGAACGCGCUCACGGCAGCACGCUGUUUUUGGAUGAAAUUGGAGAUAUGUCGAUUGAAUUGCAAUCCAAGUUGUUGCGCACCCUACAAGAGGGAGAAAUUGAACGUCUGGGUGGAACAAAAGUAAUCCGUGUUGAUGUACGAAUCAUUGCGGCGACCAAUCAAGAGUUGCGGCAGGCAAUUGAAGCCGGAACAUUUCGUCAGGACCUCUACUACCGUUUGAAUAUGAUUCCAAUCCACCUGCCACCAUUACGAGCUCGCCAGGAGGACAUCCUGAUAUUGGCGGAGUAUUUCCUGCAAAAACACAGUAAAGCCCACAAUCAACCCGCACGGCUAAUCAGCCAAAAGGCAAGAGAACUGUUCAUGCAAUAUGAUUGGCCCGGCAACCUACGAGAACUGGAAUACUCCAUUCUACGAGCGGUCCUCUUCGCAGAAGGCGAUGUCAUUCUCCCAAAACACCUACCAGAAGAAAUUCAAUCCACCAGCCAACGUGAAGCCGAAAGCGUACCCGUCGGUUUGACAAUGAAGGAGAUGGAAAAGGAGUUAAUCCUCAAAACCCUUGAAAGAAUGGAGGGCAAUCGUACCCGAACAGCAGAGAUUUUGGGGAUUAGCCUGCGUUCCUUACAGUAUAAACUGAAGGAUUACGAAACAGCAGUUGAACGUGACACAUGA